Cajanus cajan (pigeon pea) is the source of this 1982-nucleotide messenger RNA. Its product is annotated as RNI-like superfamily protein. Gene Ontology annotation, cellular component: SCF ubiquitin ligase complex. Gene Ontology annotation, molecular function: protein binding. Lineage: Eukaryota; Viridiplantae; Streptophyta; Magnoliopsida; Fabales; Fabaceae. Gene Ontology annotation, biological process: SCF-dependent proteasomal ubiquitin-dependent protein catabolic process. The record is from RefSeq and is a predicted model, not a curated record.
GCUAUCUAUCAUUCCAUUGUUCAUAAUCAUAGGCAUAUGUAAAGAAAAUAUUGUUUGGUUCCUUCGUCGUUGUGAAGAGCAACAGAUGGAUAAUAUACCAGAGCAUAUAGUAUGGGAGAUAUUGAGCAGGAUAAAGAAAACAAGCGACAGAAACGCUGUUUCUCUUGCUUGUAAACGCCUUUAUUAUUUGGACAAUGCACAGAGGCAUUGUAUAAGGGUUGGGUGUGGAAUGGAUCCUGCGGAUGAAGCUUUGACCUGUCUAUGCAUAAGGUUUCAGAAUUUGUCCAAAGUGGAGAUUACAUACUCUGGAUGGAUGUCCAAACUGGGCAAACAAUUGGAUGAUAAGGGUCUUUUUAUUCUUGCAAAUCACUGCCCUUUACUCUGCGAUCUCUCAUUGAGCUACUGCACAUUUAUCACUGAUGUUGGUCUCCGUUACUUGGCUUCUUCCACCAAGUUAUCAUCUCUGAGGCUGAAUUUCACUCCAAGGAUCACUGGCUGUGGCAUUCUCUCCCUUGUUGUGGGUUGUAAGAACCUUUCCAGGCUUCACCUUAUUAGGUGCCUUAAUGUGAGCAGUGUGGAGUGGCUUGAAUACCUUGGCAAGCUUGGAACUCUUGAGGAUCUCUCCAUUAAGAAUUGCAGGGCCAUUGGUGAAGGGGACUUGAUUAAGCUUGGCCAUGGCUGGCACAAACUCAGGAGGUUGCAGUUCGAGGUCGACGCAAAUUACCGAUACAUGAAGGUUUAUGAUCGGUUGUCUGUGGAUAGGUGGCAGAAGCAGCAUGUCCCUUGUGAGAAUAUGCACGAACUUAGCUUGGUGAAUUGCAUCAUUAGUCCUGGGAGAGGGCUUGCUUGUGUGUUGAGGAAGUGCAAGAACUUGGAGAAAAUUCACUUAGACAUGUGUGUUGGGGUGAGGGACUUUGACAUUAUAUGUUUGUCUCAGAGAUCAAGUGGCCUUCGAUCGGUUUCAGUUCGAGUUCCAUCUGAUUUUUCACUUCCCUCCUUGGUGAAUAAUCCUUUGAGAUUGACUGAUGAGAGUCUCAAAGCCUUGGCUCAAAACUGCUCCAAGCUUGAAUCAGUGAGGAUAUCUUUUUCUGAUGGGGAGUUCCCCUCAUCCUCCUCAUUCACAUUAAGUGGGAUACUUUGUUUGAUUCAAAGGUGCCCGGUUCGCCAGCUUGCGCUUGAUCAUGUUUAUUCCUUCAAUGAUGUUGGAAUGGAAGCUCUCUGCGCUGCAGAGUAUCUCGAAUCGCUUGAGCUGGUGAGGUGCCAAGAGAUUAGUGAUGAAGGGCUACAGCUUGUGAGUCAGUUUCCUAGAUUGUGCAUUCUGCGGUUAAGCAAGUGUUUGGGGAUCUCUGAUGAUGGAUUAAAGCCACUUGUUGGAUCAUUGAAGUUGGAUUCCUUGGCCAUUGAAGAUUGUCCUCAAAUUUCGGAAAGAGGUGUCCAAGGAGCUGCUAAAUCAGUGUCUUUCAGGCAAGACUUAUCUUGGAUGUACUAACUGUGUGUUUGGAACAACGUCAAAACGUGAUUUUUCACGUUUGACUGGAAGGAGAAAAUAAUAGCUUCUCCUUAAAUUGCUACUUGGACGUGGAGAGAGACAAAAAAAUUGAGUUUCAAAAUUGAAACCAAACACACACUAAACCUGUUGUUGGAGUUUAGGGACACGAUGUCCUUUGUCACCUUUUACGAGCUUACGUUCAAUCUUGGCUAUCUACAAUGCUCUCUCUAUAUCUAUAUGUCGUAUAUAUCAUCACACACAUACCUAAGAUUAUUCUGUUGUAAUUAUUUUGUACAUCUUGUGAUCAAAUAAGUGGCUUUCUGUCAUUAUAUGAUUUAUAUAAUCCAGCCAAAUGUUUCACUAUAUUUAUGAAAUUGAAACUUUUUGUAAGCUUUAAGAUAUGUAUCUUUUUGACCAUUGGCAUCUGUAGAGCCUAUACCAUUAUUGUAGCAAUGUAUUGAAGUGAAUGCAAAAGACUUCAUAAAGUAUUUUU